Penicillium concentricum is the source of this 4527-nucleotide messenger RNA. RefSeq lists its product as uncharacterized. Gene Ontology annotation, biological process: chromatin remodeling; negative regulation of transcription by RNA polymerase II. NCBI's taxonomy places the organism in Eukaryota, Fungi, Ascomycota, Eurotiomycetes, Eurotiales, Aspergillaceae. The transcript is spliced from 3 exons. Gene Ontology annotation, cellular component: nucleus; chromatin. Gene Ontology annotation, molecular function: ATP hydrolysis activity; ATP binding; chromatin binding. The record is from RefSeq and is a predicted model, not a curated record. Bases 1 to 4527 code for a protein of 1508 amino acids.
AUGUCUCAAUCUAGAGACAAUUCUCCAAAGCACAAUGAUCCUGAUGCGAUGGCUGCGCAAUUGCUAGCGCAGUUCCAGAGAUCAUCCUCUAACAUGACUCCCAUAAUUCAGCCUAAGGGCUCCGAAGAUGCCCUUCAACCAGUGCAACAGAUCACUGGAAACUCAGAAACAUCCACAAUGUCUUUUGAGAUCAUUGUCCCAGUGGUUAAUAACCCUGAGGACUAUGAGUAUUUGCCUGGCCACUUUGAAGUUCGCCGUAUUCUUGCAGUCGAUAUGCACGAGCCAAAGCUCAUUGUGAGACUCAAAAGUGGUGAACGUCAAACCGUGACCAUUGAUAAAUUGAAAAGCCUGAAGAACGGACCAGAGGCUUUACGUGAAUUUAAUCGUGACUCACAGAGCCCCGAUCCUCUGGCAAUGGGCCACGAACCCGUUUCACAUCUCAUUUACUCGGGUGGAGAUGGUUCAGCAGAUUACGACUCAGAUAUGGAUUGGGGAAUUGCACGACGACGCCAACGGCGUGGACCGUCAAUCUCAUACGAUCAUUUCUUUCGCAGUGGCGAUGAAGCCGAUAACGACGACGAUCAAAGCCGCGAUGAUACCAGUAGCGUGCACACUGAAGACUCAGAGGAGUCCAGUGAUGAAGAUGACAAUGAUCCUUCAACCAGACGCCGCCACCUGAGGAGAGGUGUACAGAAGAAGAGCCGAAAGCAACGUACUCGCGAAUGGUCUGAAGAAUCUUCUGCCUCCGACACAGGAAAACGAGCAUCAUCUCGCCUACGACAGACCCGUCGACGCAAUAUGAAAGAGAAACUUGAAGAUGACGAAUAUUCCGAGCGUGAAGUUGAACAGCCUAAGCAACAAAAGUUCUCAGGUGCGAGGGAACAGUUCCGUGAACUACCACAUGACAAUGACUUCAGACUGUUCCACUCCCAGUCAUGUGCUCAAUGCGGCCAUGAAGAUCAUGACCCCGAAAAAGGAUCUUUGGUAUUCUGUCAAGGUUGUACAGUAUCAUACCAUCAAGGUUGUCUUGGUGAUCGAAGCACCCGAAAGCAUUUGGUCACCAAGGUUGCCGAAGGGGAUUUCAUUCUUCAAUGCAGCCGGUGUUUGGGGAUCAAGCAUCAAGAGCACGAUGUAAAGCCUCACCUGGGCCACUGUGCUGUGUGCAGAGACGCGGGACCCAUGUCGCAACCUUUGCGAGAGACUCUUUCUUCCCAGACCGAGCAACAGUUGCGGGAAGCCAAUGAUGGCAUAGAUCCGAUAACCCACGUGGAGAUGUCCCGUGUCAACAAUAUUGACAAUGUCCUCCUCCGGUGUCUUGGUGGUAGUCGUGCCUGCAAGCGAGCCUUUCAUAUUCAUCAUCUUUCAGAGAAAGAUUGUGUCGACAUCGAUCUUGUUUCCUGGCAAUGCAACGAGUGCUCUGAAUCUCCUCCUGGCGCCAACCCAAUCCAUGUGAUCGUUGCUUGGAGACCAAAGACUUCCGAAGUCAAAGUCGUUCCGCAGUUGGUCGAAAUGCUCCCAGAGAUCGACAAAGAAUACCUUAUCAAGUGGAACAACAUGUCCUAUUUCCGUGUGACCUGGGUGACUGGAGAUUGGGUUUGGUCCAAGUCUCCCGCCAGUCAGAUGAAGGCGUUCCUCAAGUCAGACAGAUCCACAAAGCCGAUCAUGACUACGGCAGAAGCUGUUCCCGAAGACAACCUGCGAGUGGACAUCAUCUUUGAUGUGGAAUAUCACGACGAGCCCGAAUCUCAAGAUGAUCGAGCAAACGGCGGUCUGGUUAAGCGGGCGUAUGUCAAAUACAAAGGUUUGCCCUACGAAGACUCAGUCUGGGAAGAUCCCCCAAGUCAGAUCGACACAGCUCGCUGGGAGGAUUUCCAGGUUGCUCUUAUUGACAGGGUGCUCCGGGAGAAUAUCCACCCCCCAAGGGCGAAGGAGCUCCAGACCCGUCUCAGCCAUGCCCGCAGAGAGGAGUUCGACGAGAGCCUUAUGCUGACCGCUCAGCCUUCUUUGGUGACCGGGGGCGAGCUAAUGGAGUAUCAGAUGGAUGGUGUGAACUGGUUGCUUUACAUGUUUUUCCAGCAAAAGAACGCCAUUCUUGCUGACGAUAUGGGCCUCGGAAAGACAAUCCAGGUCAUCACCAUGUUCUCAGCAUUGAUCGAAAAGCUGAAUUGUUUCCCUUUCUUGGUUGUUGUUCCGAAUGCGACUGUGCCAAACUGGCGCCGAGAAAUCAAGAGCUGGUCGCCGGACGUCCGGGUUGUCACGUAUUAUGGCAGUGCCUUGGCUCGCGAGAUGACCAGGAAGUAUGAGAUGUUCCACGAGAACGGUACUCUAUGUUGUCAUGUAGUCAUCGCUUCGUACGAAAGCAUGGCCGAUGAUGGGGCCAAGCGCGUCUUGUCCAGUGUCAAUUGGGCCGGCUUGGUGGUUGAUGAAGGUCAGCGCCUCAAGAAUGACAAGACACAGCUCUAUGAGCGUCUUCGUCGCAUGAAAUUCGGUUUCAAGUUGUUGCUCACUGGCACGCCGCUUCAAAACAAUAUCAGAGAACUGUUCAACCUGGUCCAGUUCAUCGACGCAACUUACAGUGCUGAGAAAUUGGAGGCCCAAUACGGAGGAUACCUCGACAAUGAACAAAUUAGCGAGCUCCAUGACAUGAUUCGGCCAUGUCUCCUGCGUCGAACGAAGGCAGAGGUUCUGCCAUUCCUCCCCCCGAUGGUGCAGAUCAUCAUCCCAAUCUCGAUGUCCGUUGUGCAGAAGAAGCUAUACAAAUCAAUUCUUCAAAAGAACCCGCAGCUUAUCAAAGCCAUUUGCAAAAAGCAAACUGGGCCGCUGAAGAAAACGGAGCGGCAUAACCUAAACAAUAUCCUGAUGCAACUGCGGAAGUGUCUUUGUCACCCGUUCAUUUACAACCGGGACAUUGAAGAGCAAACUCUCGACCCCGAACUUUCUCAUCAGCGUUUGGUCGAAGCAUCCGGGAAGCUUCAGUUGCUGAACCUGAUGCUACCGCGACUUCGGGAGCGUGGACACCGGGUCCUCAUCUUUAGUCAAUUUUUAGAGAACCUCACCAUUGUUGAAGACUUCCUCACCGGGCUGGGACUCCAGUACUGUCGUCUGGAUGGCAAGUUGUCCUCAAGAGAGAAACAGCAACAAAUCGAUCAGUUCAACGCGCCGGAUUCUCCGUUUUUUGCCUUCUUGCUUUCGACGCGGUCGGGUGGUGUUGGAAUUAAUCUUGCCACUGCCGAUACAGUCAUCAUCAUGGAUCCGGAUUUCAAUCCAAAGCAGGAUAUGCAGGCUCUGUCGCGUGCCCAUCGAAUCGGGCAAAAGAAUACAGUUCUCGUGUUUCACCUGGUAGUGCGCGCGUCAGUGGAAGAAAAAAUCAUGCAAAAGGGUAAAACCAAGAUGGCGCUCGACCAUGUACUUAUCGAUCGCAUCGAGGCCGACCAGGAUGAAGAAGACUUAGAGUCAAUCCUCAAGCACGGUGCCCAGGCAUUGUUCAAUGACGAUGACUCGGCGGACAUUACAUAUGACAGCCAGUCGAUUGACAAGUUGUUGGACCGUAGCCAGGCCGAACAGGCUGAGCAAAUGGCCAGCGAGGAAACUUCCAACCAGAAUGAGCCGCAGUUCAAUUUCGCCCGGGUGUGGCAAAAGGAUCGCGAUAGCCUCGAGGAAGUGAUCGAGACUGAAGACGCACCUGUAGAUCUGACGGCGUGGGAGAAGAUUCUGCAGGAGCGUGAGCGUGAAGCACAAGAGGAGGCCAACCGUCAAGCGGAAGGUCUUGGUCGCGGUAAAAGAAAGCGUGGUGCACCCCGUUACAAUACCAAUAUUGAAGGAGUCGACGACGAUGAGAAUCCUAGUCCCAUUCGACAGCCGCAUACCAAGAUGCGAAAGAGUACCGACGAUAACGACUAUGAGUUCCAACAGCCAGAGGACGAUGGCGAGGAAAGUGAAUACGACGCCGGCGCCGUAGCUGAGCCAAUGGACAUUGCAGAUGAUGGCGACACGACUCUGUCCGAUCCCACGGUUGAUCCAAAUGAAGUUCCAAAUCCUCUCGCUCUUGCACGUAUCGCGGAGGCAGAGCAGCGAGCCGCACGCGGAUUCCGCCGCGUUGAUUCGCCGCCCCCACCACCAAUGGGCACCUUCGACGGCGCCCAAGAUGAUCUCCCAUCUUGUGUGGCGUGCCAACACCGCCACAUCCCGGGGCGUUGCCCGCUCCGUCACGCCGGUGUCGAGUUCUGCGGCCUGUGCGGCCUGGCGCACUGGGGGGGCCGCCGGGCCUGCCCCCACCUGCAGUCCAGGCUGCAGGUCCGCCGCAUGCUCGAGGCUCUGGAGAAGAGCGGAGAGGCCCCCGCCCUCAUCAUGGCGGCGAAGAGAUACCUACAGGGUAUCUUAAAGUCGGUCGCGCGCAGUGAGCGCGACCGCAAGAAGGCCUCUCUCGGGGCUCCAGUGGAGCCUCAGAUUUCCCUCACCUCGCCCUCACUGGGCGGGGUGAGCACCGCCUCUGUCAUUGAUUUGACAGAGGCGGGUGCUGAGUCGUAA